This is a messenger RNA of Leishmania braziliensis MHOM/BR/75/M2904, 2055 nucleotides long. RefSeq names its product putative DEAD/DEAH box helicase. The coding region runs from base 1 to 2055 and encodes 684 amino acids. NCBI's taxonomy places the organism in Eukaryota, Euglenozoa, Kinetoplastea, Trypanosomatida, Trypanosomatidae. Gene Ontology annotation, biological process: maturation of LSU-rRNA from tricistronic rRNA transcript (SSU-rRNA, 5.8S rRNA, LSU-rRNA). The record is from RefSeq and is a predicted model, not a curated record. Gene Ontology annotation, molecular function: nucleic acid binding; ATP binding. The transcript has a single exon. Gene Ontology annotation, cellular component: nucleolus.
AUGCUUCGCAAGCGCCCCAUGCUGCGUUGGCGUCCGGAGAAGCGGCUGCCGCUGCGCUUCCGGAGUGUACCGGAGGAGUUCACCGACCUCCGCACUGCCGACAGUCGCCCAAUUCUCUUCACUCCAAAGCGACCAGUCCCAUUGCGCGACGUGACGCGUCUUAGCGAUGUGCUGCUGGAUGGUACAGCUGUCUCCACCUGCAGCUCAGAGGAUAUAGCACAGAAGCCGGUAGCUGUCGUCGACCCCGAACGCAUGGGGCUCCCGACGCAGCUCGUCCGCUACUUGGAGCACCACUUCCUUGACACCAACCACAGCCUCUCCACCGCGGCAGCCGUCCCAACAUCUUUGCCGUCCUCCUCCACAUCGUUUCAGGGAUUAACCAUUGCGCAGGCCCGCAUCCUGCAACACCUCUACGCCAAGCAGGACGUCGCUGUCUGUGCCCCCACCGGCACAGGGAAGACGUUUGCGCUGUGUCUCGGUGUCAUUGCGCGACUCAUGCGCGAUGGGCCCAUGAGGCUUCUCUCCACUAUUAUCCUUGUUAGCAACGACUAUCUGUGUUGGCAGGUGGAGAGGUGGCUGCAGGAGAUGUGGUGGUACCCUAAUGACGAUCGCCUAGCCUUCGCCGCCACGGGCAACCUCACUGAGGAGCACGUGUACCGACGGCUGACGAAGGAACUCGUGCGGGAUGAGAACGAGACGGCAAGAAUUCUGGGGACCAUCGAUAACCGGCCGUACAUCGUGGUUACAACGCCGGAUGUGCUCUGGCGCUUUUACAAGCGCCGCCGCGCUGCGAUUCAGAAGCGGGAGCAGCGUAAAAACAACAAAGGCUACUCCUUCUCCCUCAUGCCGGUCCUCUCCACGGUUGACCUCAUUGUGGUGGAUGAGGUGGACGAGGUGAUGCCGUCGACGCGGCCGAGCGCUGCGGGAAAUUUGCUACUCAGAGAGCUGUUCCGCUACACCAAGUACCAGGCUCCUGUGCAGGUGGUCUUGACGAGUGCCACCCUUGCCGGAUCGACUGUGAAUCACAUUCGACGUUACAUGAAGAAGAAUCUGUUGGCUGACCGCACGGCGCGGGUGUUCGAAGAGGCGAGGGAGUCGGCCACACGUCUGGCCGCUGUCUCACGCACGGUCUCCCGUGCUGCCGUGCCGCAUGGGAUUCGACAUCUCUUCUACACAGCUGACACCCAGCAAGAGCAGCGACUGUGUCUCGCAAAAGUGCUCGCCACGACAUGCCCCAGUCUGCACCCGCUGGCAUCCAGCGAAGGCGAUGCGGAGGAUGGCGAAUCGUCGCACGCCACUUGCGCUGCCACUGCGGAGCAUCAGGACUACAUCCUCUUCAUUCUACCAGACUGUGCCAAUGUAGAGGACUUCAUCAACUGCGUCCUGCUCCCAGGCCAGGCAGAUGCGCUGCAGAUCCUCGGCUCGCAAGGUGACGCUCGGUGCGCUGACUACCUCGUGGAGCGACUGGACUACACGAUGGAGGUGCAGCAGCAGCGGCGGCGCCGUGCCGAGACACUCAAGUUCAUUCAGCGUACCGUGCGGAAGGUCGAAGCGCUGGAAGGCGAUGUGGACUAUUGCUCCUCUGCGCCACAGUCUGCCAGCCUCUUUCGACGCCUUGAGCGCGAGGCGAGCGCGACCGCCCCCAUGCACGCCGUGGCGAGUGCGUCACAGGCACCGGCGCAAAAGCCGUCGGCUUUAUCACCGGCUGAAUGCGCGGCAGACUCGCUGGCAGCCUCGUCUUCUUCUUUAAGGUCAUCGCGGCGAUGCUUCAUCACGUGCCACUGCAGUAACGUGCGCGGACUCGAUCUGCCGCACCUCACCCAUGUCGUCAUUCUCGCACAGCCGACUACUGCGCUCGAGUACGCGCACUGGUGCGGCCGCGUCGGUCGCUUUGGCCGUGCCGGGGUGUCGGUCACACUAAUGGCACGCAGCGCAACACGCCACAUGCACCAGUUCUGUGACUCUCUCGGGAUUGCGUUUCAUGUGGAGAGGCGGCAUGCAGAGGUGGACGUCAACGCAGAGCGUUGGCUAUGCGGUGCAGACGCAGCAUUAUAG